This is a messenger RNA of Rhizophagus irregularis DAOM 181602=DAOM 197198, 1303 nucleotides long. RefSeq lists its product as uncharacterized. Gene Ontology annotation, biological process: regulation of cyclin-dependent protein serine/threonine kinase activity. Gene Ontology annotation, cellular component: nucleus; cyclin-dependent protein kinase holoenzyme complex. Gene Ontology annotation, molecular function: cyclin-dependent protein serine/threonine kinase regulator activity; protein kinase binding. NCBI's taxonomy places the organism in Eukaryota, Fungi, Glomeromycota, Glomeromycetes, Glomerales, Glomeraceae. The record is from RefSeq and is a predicted model, not a curated record.
UUUUUUUUUAUUGAAUAUCAUAUUUUCUCGUAAAUUUAAAACAUUUACAAAUAUUUUUUUUUAACUCUUGAAUAAAGUCAUAAAAUAGUAAAACAUUAUUCUGCGUUGACAGCAGAGACCAUUUCUCUUAUGUUAUAUUGUUUAUUCAUUUGAACCUUACUCUUUAUCAUAUUAUAAUAAAUUGUAGAGAACACAAUGUUAAGUGUAUUACCGCCGCAUAAUAUAGCUUCUCAUACUGAAGUAAUAGCUUGGAAUGGGACUGUCCAAAAUGGGAUGUCAUGCAUGGUGACUCACAUUCCGGAAAAUGAUAAAAAUGGUAUGAUUAUCCACGCCACAGAUAACAACCAUUCCUCUCAUGAAAACGUGCUUCAUCAGCCAUCAUCAGUAUCAUCAUCUUCUUCAGAAGACAUACCGUGUGAAAAUCCUAUUCCAGGGAAUAAAAACAAAAAUUAUGAUGUUAAAAAUUAUCGUAAGAAUGCCUUAGUUGAAAAUCUUGUUGAUACGACCGUGCAAAUUAUUAACGUGAUUUGGAUUAAUUUUCCUGUACAUCUUAACUCUCAGGUUAUUCCACUUCGUUUAUUUAUUCAAGAGACUUUGCGUAGAUCAAGAACUUCUUGGUCUACACUUCAAACAGCUUUAUUUUAUCUUAUGAGAAUAAAGCCACAAAUAACUUUUCUUUGGCUUAAUCCUGAUCGUUGGACAUUGAAUUCUAAGGAUGAAAAUAAUAAUAAUAAUAGUGGUAGUGAUCCCGCUACUUGUGGACGUCGCAUGUUUCUUGCAUCUCUUAUCGUAGCUUCGAAAUACCUUCAAGAUCGAAAUUAUGCUAAUAAUGCUUGGUCAAAAAUAUGCGGUCUUCCCGUUCGGGAAAUAAAUGUAAUUGAAAGGCGUUUCCUUACCCUUAUAGAUUAUAAUUUGUUCAUAGGAGAAGACGUGUACAAAAGUUGGUCGAAUUUAUUACGUAAUCAUUUUCAAAGCAUUUCAGGUUCUGAAGGUUUAACCGCCGAAAAUCAACAAGUUGUAGCCCAAUUUGAAAAAACCCUGCAACAACCCCAGGCAGCUGAGUGUAAAGUACAGGGUUGAAGAAAAAAAAUUUUGAAAGAAGAUUUAAAAGGAUUGGGUUUCUUUUUAUAUCAAUAAGCUUCUUUUUUUGUAAAAUAAUUAUAUAUUUUUUUUUGUAAUUUCCUCUUCCUUUUUUUUAACAAAAACGAAAAAACUAUUUUUUUUUUUUCCAUCACAGUCCGCACCAGUUCAUUAAUGUUUUUUUUUGUCAUUCUCAUUUUUAAGAUUUUUAAGAUGUCCCCCC